UAACAAAACUAGAACCAGCCCUGCACCUCGCAUGCAUCCAGAGAUCUCCUCAUUCAUUGUUCCAGUUGAUCUGCUAGCUUAUUUCAGGCUGCCAGCUCAGGGGGUGUGUCCUUUCCACUGCAGCUGUCUCCCUAUCACAGCUCAGGGGGCGUGUCCAUUCUCAGGAGGCUGGUCUUUUCUGCUGCAGCUUAUCAGAGCUUCUAACAGUAGUUGCAGCUGGGGGUGAGCAUGGAACUGAGCAUGCGGGACCACCUCAGGUGGACAAAUAAACAUGGAAAAGAACAAUCAAUGGGUAGCGCUAUAUAGAUACAUUGUAUUGAAUAACUCAAUGGCUAUGCUACAUUUUUCAUUACAUGCAAUAGAUAUUUCUUUUUUGGGUACAAAUAUAACUUAAAAGGAUUAUCCGCUUGCUUUAUAUAAUCAGGUUUGUUAGAAGAGCCCCACCAUUAGGUGAUUACAGGACCCCCAUUUACCAUCUGUAAUCUGCAGAGAAACCUGGCUGAAGGUUCCUGCAGCGCCACCACAGGUGAAAUGAAGCAUUACAAGGUGACUAACAAAAAGAUUCUAGGCACAAAGAAGCAGGAAGACUUUACUAAUUCUACAGUUCCAGACCUAUGGAGAACCAACUUUUUAACUGAGAACAAGCUCUCGAAAUUAGACAUGGCCUUGCUACUUUUUGGAGCGUGCUUCUUCUUUAUUCAGCCUCAAGGAGUAUUGUCUCGGCCAACCUCUAUUAAUGUAAGGAUCUUUACAUCACCCUCUCCAGCUUACGAGCUGAAGGACACCUCUCAUCUCAAUGGCACCUACCAGCAUUUGCCGCACACCAUUAUUAUUGGAGUACGUAAAGGGGGGACUAGGGCUCUGUUAGAAAUGCUCAGCCUACAUUCCGAUAUUGCGGUGGCUGAGAGUGAAAUACAUUUCUUCGACUGGGAAAACCAGUAUGUAAAAGGUCUACCUUGGUACUUGAGCCAAAUGCCUUUCUCCUACUCUCACCAACUUACAGUGGAGAAGACUCCAGCCUAUUUCACAUCAACUCAUGUUCCUGAACGCAUAUACAAUAUGAACAGCACCAUUAAGAUCUUGCUUAUCUUAAGAGACCCUAUUGAGAGAGUCUUAUCAGACUAUACCCAAGUCUAUUAUAAUCACUUGCAGAAAAAUAAGACCUAUCCUCCGGUGGAGAGCCUACUUCUAAGAAAUGGUGAACUCAAUAUCGACUACAAAGCCAUAAACAGGAGUUUAUAUUACAGUUAUAUGGAAAACUGGCUGAAAUACUUCCCACUCCGAAAUAUUCACAUUGUUGAUGGUGACUAUUUAAUUAAGGAUCCGUUCCCCGAAAUUCAGAAGGUAGAGAGGUUUCUGAACCUUUCCCCUCAAAUCAACGCAUCCAAUUUUUACUUCAAUAAGACCAAAGGGUUUUACUGCUUACGGGACAGUGGUCGGGAGCGCUGUUUACACGAGUCCAAAGGACGGGCUCACCCACACAUAAGCUCCGUUCUUUUAGGGAAACUAUGUGACUACUUUUAUGAACCCAAUAAGAAAUUCUUUGAGCUUGUCGGGAGGACAUUCGAUUGGAUGUAGAUAAGAGGUUAGGUUGUAACAUUAACUUUUUUUAGAAAUGUUACAUUGUAUUUAAUAAGAAUAUUUAAGCUAUAAGUUAUUUAUAAAUUGCAUCUUCUGGAAAGGACUCGGAUAUGAAGAAAUAAGCUAGUUAUAUUUUUAUACUGUAACUGUGAAUACUCUUUGUAUAGAUUUUCUUGGAUAAUAAACGAUAAUUUUUGGAAUAUAACAAAAUCCUAUUUUUUUUUUAUACUUCUGUUGCAAAAAAAACUAUUUUUCUAUUUGUCUUGUUAGAUUUUAUUUUCCAUCUUUAAUGUUUCUAGAUUGAUAUGCAAGGUUUUAACCUGACAAUAUCCAAAAGCGAAGCAAUUAGAGGGCACAGUAGCUUUUUUUUUUUUUUUUUUUGCAGAUUACUAGGCAAGUAAAAAUUCUUAAAUGAAGGGUAAAUCGAUUUUUGCCAAUUUUGAUAUACAUUUUUCAGUGCUUUGACCUCAGUUCUGUGCAGGAUUUGUGGUGUACAUAUCUGCAACACAGCCCACAUAGAGUGCCAAAGGCCCAUAAUGUACCUCGGUCCAUGCUGUAUUUUGGAAGUACUCUACCCUAGAAGCUUUGAGAUCAGUAGGGACUCUGUGUGCUGAAGUACAGGCUAUGUGCAUGUGGCACUGGGAAGUUGUCAAAUUCAUCUUACCUGAGCAAUGAAUAAAGAUUUGGAAUUUGAUGUGAGAACAGUAAAUUGGGUACUUGAAAAUCAUCUUGUAACCUUUGAGCAAUGAAUUGUUUUUUUUAAAGUAAUCUGAACUUACAUAAUAAAGAAUAUCAC
This is a messenger RNA of Bufo gargarizans (Asiatic toad), 2377 nucleotides long. It is a transcript of the gene HS3ST1, whose product is annotated as heparan sulfate-glucosamine 3-sulfotransferase 1. The record is from RefSeq and is a predicted model, not a curated record. Bases 532 to 1578 code for a protein of 348 amino acids. The transcript has 2 exons. Gene Ontology annotation, molecular function: [heparan sulfate]-glucosamine 3-sulfotransferase activity. NCBI's taxonomy places the organism in Eukaryota, Metazoa, Chordata, Amphibia, Anura, Bufonidae.